UGUCUUUUAUUUUAUUUUUUUGUUAAUAAUUUGUUUUUGGGUUGCCUUUAUCUUUUGGGCUGUGAAAGAAAGAAAGUCCUGUCUAUUUCAUAUGUAACAAUAAUGUUAAUACCUCCAUGCGUGAAAAAAGACCGCUCCUUCUCUCCCUUAUCUCUCUCUUUCUUUCUUUCUUCUCUUUGCUGAAAAAGACUUAGAACCUUCUUGAAUUCAAACAAAAGGAAGUUUUCAAAUAAAACCAGCGCCGAUCUGGGUUUUCCAUCUAGGAAUAGAUAAUUGGGAGGAGGGGAGUGAGUAAAACAGAGAGAUGGGAGGUGUUACAUCAUCAAUGGCUUCCAAAUUAGCUUUCUUUCCCCCAAACCCACCUUCAUACAAACUGGUUACGGAUGGCCUCACUUCUCUUUUACUUCUCAGUCCAUUCCCUCACCGAGAAAACGUAGAAAUCUUGAAACUUCCUACGCGUCGUGGCACAGAGAUUGUCGCUAUCUAUGUUCGACACCCUAUGGCUACUUCCACACUUCUCUACUCUCAUGGUAACGCUGCCGAUCUAGGACAAAUGUAUGAGCUCUUCAUCGAACUCAGCAUCCACCUCAAAGUUAAUCUCAUGGGGUAUGAUUACUCUGGAUAUGGACAAUCUUCCGGAAAGCCUAGUGAGCAGAAUACUUAUGCAGAUAUUGAAGCUGCUUAUAAAUGUCUGGAAGAGAGUUAUGGUGCUAAACAAGAAGAUAUCAUUCUUUAUGGACAAUCUGUUGGUAGUGGUCCAACUUUGGAUCUUGCUGCUCGUCUUCCUAAUCUUAGAGCUGUUGUUUUGCAUAGCCCUAUUCUUUCUGGGUUGAGAGUUAUGUAUUCUGUAAAACGCAGCUAUUGGUUUGAUAUUUACAAGAAUGUAGACAAAAUUCCUCUUGUCAAGUGUCCUGUGCUCAUAAUUCAUGGAACCUCCGAUGAAGUUGUUGAUUGUUCUCACGGUAGACAACUGUGGGAACUAUGUAAAGAAAAGUACGAACCUUUAUGGCUCAAAGGAGGCAAACACUGUAACUUAGAGCUAUUCCCAGAAUAUAUCAGACAUUUAAAGAAAUUUGUAUCGAGCGUUGAAAGAUCACCUUCACGACGACACUCUUCUAGAAGGAGCACAGACCACUUUGAAAACUCAUCAUCGAGGAGAAGUACAGAUCAGCAGUUUGAGCAGCCACGGAGGAGUUGUGAUGUUGUUUUUGUUCCUGUCGAGUCCUGUAGUAGAAAAAGCACGGACAGAAGGGAGAAACCGAGGAAGAGUACAGAUAGUAGACACGAGAAAUUGAAAAGUCAAUUUUCUCACCCUUCGGAGAAGUUAGAGAAGAUGAAGAUGACUUUUGAUCAAAUGGAAAGGUCGAGGAGAAGUGUUGAUUGUUUUGAGAAAUCGCGAAAAAGUGUUGACCAUCAAAUGGAGAGAGCGAGGAAGAGUGUGGAUAUGGAGUGGAUAAGGUCUGGUUGAUUUGUUUUUUUUUUGGAGGGGGGGUUUCGGGGGCAUACAAAGGUAAUAGAUGAAGGGAGAAGAUGGUUUGUUUGUUUGGGCUUGAUGAUGAAAUGAAAAGUGGAGUUGAUUGUAAUUUUAUGGUUUUAUGCAGUUGUAGUGUAUUAUUGGUUCCACUUUGAAUGAUAAAAAGAGGAUUGUUCCUUGGUAAACAAACUGGUUUUGGGUAUUUUAUUUUAUUUCAAUCUAUUAUAGCAUCGGUUCU
This is a messenger RNA of Impatiens glandulifera, 1712 nucleotides long. Its product is annotated as alpha/beta hydrolase domain-containing protein 17B-like. The record is from RefSeq and is a predicted model, not a curated record. The coding region runs from base 305 to 1468 and encodes 387 amino acids. The transcript has 5 exons. Lineage: Eukaryota; Viridiplantae; Streptophyta; Magnoliopsida; Ericales; Balsaminaceae.